Messenger RNA from Truncatella angustata, 1543 nucleotides. RefSeq names its product carbon-nitrogen hydrolase. Lineage: Eukaryota; Fungi; Ascomycota; Sordariomycetes; Amphisphaeriales; Sporocadaceae. Gene Ontology annotation, molecular function: catalytic activity. The transcript is spliced from 3 exons. The record is from RefSeq and is a predicted model, not a curated record. Bases 232 to 1203 code for a protein of 323 amino acids.
AGCUAGAGAAGCUGUGGUUCAUACUGCAAGUAUCGUCUAAGUCAACAUGCGGAGAUCUGCUUCUCCUCCUUGACUAGAUGCGCUUCCCGGAGUAGGAAGGUAUUGUUUAUAAUAAUGCGUCUAUCGCCGAUGAUAUUUUUUUUUACAUAUAAAAACUACAUGUCCAUCGUCGCCUCUGUUUGAUACUAUUGUUCUUACAGGACAGAGCAAGUUUUCGGUCCCCUCUUCGCCAUGGAUAAAAUCGUCAAAGUCGGGGCUGUUCAAGCCGAGCCCGUCUGGCUGGAUCUAGAGGGAAGCGUUGAUAAAACGAUUGCUUUGAUCGAGCAGGCUGCUUCUGAUGGAGUUCAAGUGCUGGGCUUUCCUGAAGUAUGGAUUCCAGGGUAUCCCUGGCAUAGGCAAAUGUGGACAUCACCUGUCAUCAACAAUGGAGGCUGGGUCCACGAAUACAUGGCCAACUCUAUGGCUCGUGACUCUCCCCAGAUGAAGCGCAUCCAAGCAGCCGUUAAGAAAGCCGGCAUGGUGGUUGUCCUUGGUUACAGCGAGCGGGAUGGCGCCAGCCUCUACAUGGGCCAGUCGUUCAUAUCGGAGGAGGGCGAGAUCCUCCAUCAUCGUCGCAAGAUCAAGCCAACCCAUGUAGAAAGAACAAUCUGGGGUGAUGGGCAAGCCGAAUCGUUGAAGACAGUAGUCGACACCAAGUUUGGCAAGAUCGGUGCGUUAAAUUGCUGGGAGCAUCUUCAGCCGCUGCUCAGAUACCACGAGUAUGCGCAAGGUGUGCAGAUCCACAUCGCCAGUUGGCCGGCGGAGUUCGAGAUGCCAGACCCGGAAAAGAUCGCCUGGCUCUAUCAUGAGACUGGUGAGGCGAGCUAUCGGGCUAGCCAGUUCAUGGCGAUGGAAGGGUGCACAUUCGUCGCUAUUGCGUCACAGAUCCUUACCGAGAAGAACCUGGAGAAGAACAUGCUCACCGGAAACCCCGUCACAAAAACACCUGGCGGAGGGUUUUCGAUGAUUUUCGGACCAGAUGGAAAACCACUCUGUGAGGCUAUCUCCGAUGGGGAGGAAAAAAUCAUCACAGCAGAAGUCAACUUGAGAGACAUUGACAAGCCGAAAUCUUUCAUAGAUGUCGUCGGCCAUUAUGCAAGGCCUGAUUUACUAAGCCUGUUGGUAAACUCGAGGGUUGCCAAGCAUGUCACCAUCAAUGAAUAGGUUAGAGCUCUGUGACGGGGGUCUAUAGGAUAGGUGGCGCCCGGUUAGAGAUUAGUUAGUCUAACUUUGGACAGUGUUAAACUCAACUACGCAGUUGAAUAGACGGCUGUAUCAUUGAUACGGUCAUGUAACUGGCCUGGCAGCUAGUUCAAUUUACACUGCGCAUCCAGUUUUAAACUUGUUGAAUUGUUCAAUGAUACAAGGUUCGCCUUGAGUCGUUGAGUAUUAAGCCGCUUAUUGAGCACAUCUCAAAAGGGUCUGACUAGUCUAGUGGCAUCUUUAGUAUUCGGCUUGGGCGAUAUAUAUACAAGGGCAUCAAAGAAUUACGUAGUGUUACAGA